Cygnus olor (mute swan) is the source of this 1059-nucleotide messenger RNA. Its product is annotated as collagen alpha-1(I) chain-like. NCBI's taxonomy places the organism in Eukaryota, Metazoa, Chordata, Aves, Anseriformes, Anatidae. The transcript is spliced from 5 exons. The coding region runs from base 126 to 662 and encodes 178 amino acids. The record is from RefSeq and is a predicted model, not a curated record.
CUGGUCUUUUCAGGUUUUAUUUCUGUCUUCUUGUUGAGAUCUUUCAAUGAAGUACAGAGAUAGAGCUCCUUAGGUACAGAUGCCACAGCAGGCAUGUUAAUGUUGUUACUUAUGUCCCUUCUAGGAUGUUACAGCUUCUCAGAAGUCUCUAUCAAUAUUGUUCGCCGCGGGGUCUCGCUGCCACAGCCCGCCGGCCCGGGGCAGGCCCAUGUCCGAGCGGGGCUGCCGCGGAGACCUCGCUAGGCUGCCAUGGCUGCUGGGGCGGAACUCGGCGGCGUUCCUCGCUCAGCUCCCUCCCCGCCGGGCCUCCGCUCCCCCGCGGGGGCGGGGACUCUCGGCGCUCCUAUCGGGGCCGCGGGGCCGGGCUCGGUGCGGGGGAAGCUGCGGGAGAGCCGGGCCCGGCUGCGGGACCGCCACCCGCGGUGCCUUGCCCAGGCUCGGCCCGUGGCUGCGAGCCGGGAGCGGAGCGGGGCCGAGGCCGCCCUGCCCCGCCGCCAGGCCCCCGGGGGCUUCGCACCUGCCCGGCUUCGCUUCGUCUUACCCAGGAAAAUACUGCAUCGACUGGGGAUGAUCAGCGGAGGCGGUUAGAGCGACUGGAGGUGAGCUGUACUCUUCCUGCAACAUGCUUGAGUAGAACAGGGCCAGGAUCCUCUAUAGAAUGAAGCUUGCAAAAGACAGAUCCUCUUCUUCAGGAAAAUCAGGUGGCUGUGACACAGGGAGGUCAUGAAGGUGCAAAGAAGAUGCCUGUUGAGCGUCACACUAGCUGUUGUGCAAAAUGGAUUCCCAGUCUGUUUUGUCCAAAGGGACCUUUUACUGCUUCUCUUACACAGAGUUAGAAAAUCCUUUGGUCUUACUUGCACGUAACCAUACAUAUAAGCUGUAUAUAACCAACCAUAUAUAGAAAGGGGAGGACCUGCCUGUACAAUUAGUUUUACCGUAUUCAAAAACUUGUUAAAACAUGCUAAUGUGUUGAUUGUGUUAUAACAUGCUGUGGUGUUGCCUUAGGUUAAAACACUUUUUCCUAUCUUCAUAUGUUACUGUAUGGAAGUAUUGAAUAAA